Messenger RNA from Notodromas monacha, 3666 nucleotides. The record is from the annotation of a GenBank genome assembly. Lineage: Eukaryota; Metazoa; Arthropoda; Ostracoda; Podocopida; Cyprididae.
AGGCUUGAGAAAAGCUUUUGCUUGGAUUUACUGCAUUUGACGUCAUAAAUUGACUGAUUGACUCGAAAAUGAGUUGGGGACGAGGCGCGAUGGCUACUGGUGGCUUCAGGGGUCGUGGAGGCGGCAAUCGCGGUGGUUUUGGUGGCGGCGGUGACAUGGGACAACGCCAAGAUGUAGACUUUCAGUCCGAUGCUGGGUUUGAAAACCGCCAAGGACCACCCUUCAAACGUGCGAGAGCGGAAGAGCCGGAGAAUCGCAUCAUUCUCUUGACGAUCGCUAAGCCGAAUUAUCCUAUUACAGUGACGUUGGAAUCCGCUCGCGAAGCUAAGGAUCAGCUGCAAGGGGCCGAUAUUUACUCAGGUUGCUGCACUUUGUCUAUUGAGUUCGGAAAGCCUCAACGAUUGAACGUAACCAAGAAUGACAGUGAAACGUAUGACUUCACCAAUCCAAACCUACCAAGCUCACACGACGGACGCCAGGACAACAGCGGCUACGGUCAAGCCCAACAGCGAAGGACACUCCUCAAUAAUCCGCAGGGCAACGGCGGGGAUGCCGGAUACAAUGCAGGUGGUGGAGGCGGUGCCGUUGGCGGCGGCGGCCCAGGAUACGGCGGCGGCGGCGGCUACAAUAAUGGAGGGGGUUUCGGCGGAGGUAAAAAGCCCUUUGGACCAGGGGAUGGGAUGGGAGAACAGCAAGGGUAUCGUGGAGGGCCGGGUCAGGGCCCGCAAGGAGGAGGAGGAGGGUUCCCUGGAGGAGCCGGGUAUGGAAUGCCUGAACAAGAUUAUCAGGGUAGGCCUGCGCAGAAUUUCGGACCUGGGCCAAACCAGGGUUUCGGUGGGCCCGGGUUCGGCGGUGGUCCGGGUGGUCCAGGUUACAAUGCUGGCCCGCCUGGAGGUAACUACGGCGGUGGCAUGGGUAUGAAUCAGGGCGGCGAAUACGAUAUGCAAGGAUGGGGUCCAAUGGGUCCUGGGAUGGGUCCCCAACACGGCGCUGUCCUAAUGGUUUACGGCUUGAAUCAAGAAAAAUUCAACGCCGAUAAGGUCUUCAACCUGUUCUGCCUUUACGGUAACGUGAGAAAGGUGAAAUUCUUGAAGACAAAGGACAGCACAGCCAUGGUUGAAAUGGGAGACGCUGAAGCUGCUGCUAAAUGUAUUGAAGUACUUCACAACGUCACUGUCCUGGGAUCGCAGUUGCAGCUACAGCCGUCGAAACAAGAAUUUCUCACCGAAACUGGACGUCCAUUCGACCUCAAUGAUGGCUCCAAAUCCUUCGUGAAUUUUGAAAAUUCAAGGAAUAAUCGAUUCACGAGUCCAGAACAAGCUUCGAAGAACAGACUCGUGGCUCCCACGAAGACCUUGCACUUCUACAACUCGCCGCCGCACAUGUCCGAUGAUGAAGUGAAGAAAAUUUUUUCGGAUGCCGGAGCACCGGAACCAACGGAGGUCAUCAUGUUGGAGACGAGAGCUGCUGAAAGGAGCUCCGCCGGCAAGGUAGUUUUUGCAUCUGCUGAGGACGCCGUUGACGCAUUGACGCUUGCGAAUCACACAGCUCUUCCAAGUCCGAACGGGAAAUCUGUGUACAUCUUCAAGGUGUGCUUCACUGGGCAAGGAGGCAUGCGCGGACCCGGGGGUCCCGGUGGUCCCAUGGGCGGUGGACCUGGCGGACCCCCACGUGGCGGUGGACAAGGUUUCCGCGGAGGACGAGGCGGACGUGGAGGCCCCGGAGGCGGGUUCAACCGUGGCGGCGGUGGUGGGCCCGGAGGUCCCUUCAAGCGCGAAAGAAUAAGUUGUGGAAAAUUCUGGAUGGUCGUUGAAAAGAUUCGCUGUGAUUACGACCUUACGUGCGACGACGCAAACCGGAGAAUUAGUUUCGAUGUUCCUUCUCCGAAAAAUGUCCGGGAACCGUGCGCCGAAUAUUCUGCGCGUAUUUUGCGCAAGUACGAUUUCCCGAUAUUUUUGCAAGAUGCAAUGGAAGAAAACGUGCGAAGAUUCGUUGAGGACACGGAGAAAGCGACGUGUGAAGAUUUCUUUUCCGGGUUCAACGUUGAUGCGUUGCUAAGCCAGUCGUCUGAUAUAGCGAAGAAUUGGGCUUCGUGGUUCAAUGAAGAAACGAAGAGCAAGAAGACGCGGUGUUCCCUUACCGACGAAGAAAUAUUUUCUGAAGCCUAUCACAACCUUCUGCAUUCGGCUCGUUCGGGUUCCGGGGGUUUGGUUCCAAUCCUUCAGAAAGAACGAACCACCGCGACAGACCUGGAUUCUCUCGUCAAAGACCGCGACAGGGACCUCAGCGAAACCAAAGAAAGACACACGGAAGAAAUGGAAACCCUCAUGUACCAACUCGAGCUGGGCUCUGUAACCGUGCCGGAUGUCAAUUCCGCAGCCGAAAAGCAUCACCACGAGUGCGAGUCGGCGGAAAAGGCGUGGAAUACGCAAAUUGCUAGUCUGCAUCAAACCCGACGCGACGAGUUCCGGUCUUGGAUAAUGUCCAUGCAUUUGGAUUCUUACUUAUCUGCGGAUUCUCAGCCGUCUCCCGGGCUGGACGAAGAAGAGUUUGAGAGAUGGAGAGGAACUGAGGGUAGGAAAGGAGGUGCUGGGAAGAAGAAGCAACGGUUUUGGGAGAGUUCUGAGCCGAGUAGCGGAAGAACGAGUGUCAUCACUUCCCCGAGUUCGUCGUCGUUGGUGGAUUUGACUUUGGAAGAGAGUUUUACGAUACAGCUCGGGGCGCAGAUGAAACAUACGCAUAAUUUGCGACUCCUUGCUGCUGGGCCUUUCUCCUUGUGUCGGCAGCAUCGCAUUUUCUCUGAGAAACCGAGCUAUCCGGAUCCGAUAAGGAUGCACACAGCCAUGUCAUUAUAUUCAGAGAAACUCCACGGUGUUGUGAUAUUUGUCGACAAUAGGAUUUCAUCCUUCUCAGGACGCAAGCGAGAAUUCGCGAGUAUCUGCGAAAUCGGACCAGAAUUUCAUUUUGCACCGCUGGAAGAACAACUGGAAAACAUGCGAACAAAGAUUUUGCCUGAAGCCAUGGAUUGGCGCAAAGAACACAACACUGCAGAAUCCUCUUUGCCGACGAACGGCAUGACACAAGGAGAUUUCUACGUAACUACCCAUUCAAACUUGGAACAGGUUCAUGUGGUGUUCCAUCUAGUUGCUGACAGCGAAGUGGUGCUUUCUGCUGAUGCUGUUAGUUCGAGGCAUCCUGUUAUAUUGGGAUUGAGGAAUGUUUUGAAGGCGUGCUCGCUUUCCGACAUCACUACGUUGUCGAUCCCAUUGUUUUUGACGCAUGAAAUGGCGGAGGAAAUGACGAUUUCGUGGUGCGUGAAGAGAGCUGAACUCGUUUUCAAAUGUGUCAAAGGGUUCAUGAUGGAAAUGGCCUCUUGGGGUGGCUCGUUAUUGACCACGUUGCAGUUCGUAGUCCCUGAAGAUGUUUCAGAGAACCUCUUCAACCAACUCACGGCGUUGCUGCCAAGUGUAUUCCGAGUCUCAAAUCCGCUUGUCAUGAAGACCACUGGAAACAAAUGAAAGUCGGACAGCCAGCUGGUUGCUGUCCUUGGUGAUUUAUUUCAAGUGCAAAUAAUUUAUGCUAGCAACGCUAUUUUAUUUAGGUUUUUCUAACCUGUAUGCUUUAUUGAGAAAUAUGACAGAUCAGUGCGUAUUGUUUUGCAAAAAA